Molecule: messenger RNA, 4447 nt
Organism: Brassicogethes aeneus
Lineage: Eukaryota; Metazoa; Arthropoda; Insecta; Coleoptera; Nitidulidae
Source: the annotation of a GenBank genome assembly
ACUAACGUAACAUUAAUUUCCUAUAAUAUAGAUAUUAUCUCUAAUUUGCGUGCCUCCUGUUUCCCUCGUAAAAAUGUUUUCCCGGAAAUCAAGGUGGGUAACACUAUUCGGCGACAACCUGGCAACACCGAUUUUCCCAGAAUAACGGACCGCUUAGCAUUGAAAUUUGCAAAAGCAAGCCGUCGAACGUCGACGAAUAGUUUGACCUGGUUCGUGAGAGAGUGCGUUCCAUAAACGGAAUCAGUUAUGUUAAUGAAGUGGACAAGAGUUUUAUAAAUAAAGUGAACGAAAAAGUGUGAAAAUGGAUAGAACUAUAAAGAAAGAGAAAAAGUUAAACCCGGCCCAAACUGCCAAUCCGGUUUCUAGUAUUAUGUUUUUGUAUAUGUUCCCAAUAUUUACUAAAUCCUAUAAAAAGCAGCUAUCAGAAAACGAUCUCUUUGCUCCUCUCGAAGAGCAUAAAUCAAAUUUAUUAGGAGAUAAACUAGAAAAUUAUUGGAAGGAAGAAUACCGAAGUAAAAGAAAAUAUCCAUUACAUCGCGCCUUGAUAAAGCAGUUUGGACCUUUAUACGUCUUUUUAGGGUUAAUUAAGUUUGCAGACGAACUUUUACUAGUUAUUGUAUUGCCUUACCUAAUAGAAAAACUAGUGUCUUUCUUCGAAAGCAAUCAACAUACAAUAUCAAAAAGCAAUGCGUAUUUCUAUGCAGGAAUGUAUGUGGUGGCCACAGUUGUGAGCACGUGUAUAUCGCAUCCAUGCAUGAUGGGCUUGCAGCAUCUUUCGAUGAAAAUUCGGGUAGCUUGCAGCUCUUUAAUAUACCGAAAAAGCUUAAGACUGAGUAAAACUGCCUUAGGAAAAACUACCGUGGGACACAUGGUGAAUUUGUUGUCCAACGAUGUUAGCAAAUUCGACCAAGGUUUUGUUAUUUCUCACUUUUUGUGGAUUGGGCCCAUUGAGGCGGCCAUUGGUACCUAUUUGUUGUACCAAGAGAUCGGGAUAGCGGCUCUGUUUGGUACAGGGUUUCUAAUUUCUUUUGUACCCAUACAAGCUUAUUUGGCAAAGAGAUGUUCAGUUCUGAGAUUAAGAACAGCCUUAAAGACAGACGAAAGAUGUCGAUUAAUGAAUGAAAUCAUAUCAGGAAUUCAAGUUAUUAAGAUGUAUUGUUGGGAAAAAUCAUUUGCCAAGUUAAUAGCUUUAGCACGAAGGAACGAAAUGAAGGCUAUAAGGGAACAUUCUUACAUUAUCGGUCUUAUGUACUCGUUCGAAAUUUUCGUAUCCAGAACGGGAGUUUUUAUAUGCGUUAUAGGUUAUAUUUUAAUGGGUGGUGAAAUGGAGGCCCAAAAAGUUUUUGCUGUUACCGCUAUAUACAACCUACUUAAACCUGUAGUGACAAUCCUAUUUUCCCUGAGCAUAUCCAGCUUUGCUGAAGUGCACGUAACAGUAAACAGAGUAAACGAAAUCCUAACUUUUGAAGAAGUUAAAGAUACAAUCAAAGAACACACAAUCAACGAAAAAAUGGAAAUAAAAAAUGGCAAAGGAGGCGAUACUCUUGGUGUGUACAACAGAGGUUACCCAGAUCUAAGGGUAGCUUUACACAACGUAAACGCAAAGUGGUUAGAUGACAGUCCAGAUGAUACUUUAAGCAAUAUUAGUGUAAGCGCAUCCGCGAAUCAAUUAUUAGCUGUUAUUGGACCGGUUGGUAGUGGGAAAAGUAGUUUAUUAAAUGUUGUGUUGAAAGAGUUACCUAUCAAAGAAGGUAAGAUGGAGAUACUGGGUAAAAUAUCCUUUUCCUCGCAAGAACCAUGGUUAUUUUCCGCGAGUGUACGGGAUAAUAUACUUUUUGGAAAUGAGUAUGAUGAGGAUAGAUAUGAGAGAGUUAUAGAUGUAUGUGCCUUAAGAGCUGAUUUAGCUAUGUUUCCUUUUGGCGAUAAAACGCUAGUUGGUGAAAAGGGUAAAGCUUUGAGCGGUGGCCAAAAGGCAAGAAUAAAUUUGGCCCGAUGCGUCUACAAGCGAGCCGAUAUCUACCUACUCGACGACCCUCUAUCGGCUGUUGAUGCCCACGUAGGAAAACACUUAUACGAUAAGUGUAUUAAACAAUUCUUAAGCAAUAAGAUCAGAAUCCUGGUUACCCAUCAAUUGCAAUACUUAAAAAGUGCUGAUAAAAUAAUAAUAUUGGACGACGGUCAAAUCCAGGGUGAAGGAAAGUACGCUGAACUUCAAAACAGUGGUAUGGACUUUGGAAAGCUUCUAGAGAAGUUCAGUAAUGAGGACCACGACGAGGAAAGAAAGAAGAUCAAAUCGAGGCAAAAUUCGGAAAGAUCUGAAUUGUCAGAUGAUGAAGACGAUCCGGUUAUAGCUAAAGAACACAUGGGUACAGGAGGAAUAAACGCACAAACUUACUGGCAAUAUCUAAAGGCUGGCGGAAGCAAAUUUUUAAUAAUCUUGCUGUUUUUAUCGUUUAUAUUAUGUCAAGUAAUCGCUAACGGAGGAGAAUAUUACUUAACAUACUGGGUAAAUUAUGACCAAGACUUCAAGAACAAAGAAAACCAAAACCUUACCAAACCAAACGAAACAUUUCCAGAGAAGGAAAUUAUAUAUUAUUAUUCCGGCAUCACACUUGCAACUAUAAUUAUAGCUAUAUUAAAAUCAAUUUAUUAUAUGCUUUUCUUUGCUCAAGCCUCAGUAAAUCUACACGACUUUAUUUUCAAUAAAAUAAUAAAGGCAACCAUGAGGUUUUACAAUGAAAACCCUUCAGGGAGAAUUCUAAAUCGGUUUUCUAAAGAUUUGGGUAUCAUAGAUGAAUAUUUGCCUUCGGUGCUUAUAGAUGUUUUGGAGAUUUCUUUACAACUGAUCGGAGUAGUUGUUUUAUCUGCAAUGGUGGAACCUCUUUUAUUAUUACCAUCUGCAAUCUUCUUCCUCAUAAUUUACUUCGUACGUACAAUCUAUAUUAAAACAAGUAGAUGUGUUAAACGUUUGGAAGCAAUAAAAAAAAGUCCUAUGCUUACCCAUGUGACAGCUUCAAUAAACGGUUUGACGACCAUUAGAGCUUUUAACAUGGAAAAAAUGUUAAUAAAUGAGUUUGACGAGUUUCAAGAUGAGCACAGUUCAGCCUGGUUCCUAUUUUUGGCUUCUGGAAGGUGUUUUGGUUUUUGGUUGGACAUUCUUUGUGUAGCAUUUGCUGCUGUGGGUCUUUUUAGCCUUAUUGGUUUUAAUGAUCGAAUAUAUGCUGGCGAUAUAGGUUUGAUAAUAACCCAAUUUAUGGGACUCAUGGCUUCAUUGCAAUGGGGCAUGCGACAAUGGAGUGAGUUGGAGAAUCAAAUGACUUCAGUGGAGAGAGUUUUGGAGUACACAAAACUUGAAAGUGAACCUGAAAGAAAUAAAAGCAAUAAUUUACCGAUUGAUUGGCCUGAAAAAGGUGCUAUUGAGUUUAAGGAUAUUAAACUCAAAUAUAACGAAAAUGAAAACUACGUUUUGAAGGGUUUAAGUUUUUCUGUUAAACCAAUGGAGAAGGUUGGUAUAGUUGGAAGAACAGGGGCUGGAAAGUCUUCUACAAUAUCGGCAUUGUUUCAAUUGUAUCCACUUCAAGGAAGUAUUUUCAUAGAUCAUGUAGAUGCUACGAAUCUACCAUUGGAUGAAGUGCGGUCCAAAAUAUCCAUUAUACCACAAGAACCAGUUCUAUUUUCGGGUUCUAUGAGGAAAAAUCUUGACCCAUUCGAAGAGUAUAGUGAUGAAACUCUAUGGAACGCCUUAGAGCAAGUGGAGAUGAAAGAAACCAUAGCUGAGUUACCUUCAGGUUUAAGUUCAACUGUUAUGGAGGGUGGGUCAAAUUUCAGCAUUGGAGAAAGACAACUGGUUUGUCUAGCUCGCGCCCUAAUAAGAAACAACAAAAUUUUAGUUUUGGACGAGGCUACAGCCAAUGUAGAUCCCCAUACAGACGCGUUAAUCCAAAACACCAUAAGAAACAAGUUUGCAAAUUGCUCAGUGCUUACCAUAGCGCACAGACUUAAUACUGUUAUGGAUUCACAUAAAAUUUUAGUUAUGGAUGCAGGAAGAGUAGUGGAGUUCGACCAUCCACAUGUUUUACUUAAAAAUGAACAUGGAGUUUUAACAAAUAUGGUUGAUGCAACUGGUUCCAGUACAUCAAAGCUACUAAAAGAGAUAGCAGAAAAUAAUUAUAUUAAUAAAGAAAAAAGCGAAUAACUUUUAUACGGGAUUUUCCACUUAUUAGACUGUGAUUUAUGUACAUACUAUUUUGUAACUUAUUUUUAUACAAAUCAGUAUUUUUAAAAUAUUUCCUGAUAAGUUUUAACUUAUGUUUGAUUAACUACUUAUUUAUGUGUACUUAGAUCAACCUAUUUUACUCAUAUUACGUGCCUACUAUAUUCAAUGUGGAUUUUAUUUCAGAUUGGUAAUUAUGUAUGAAUUAAAUAAACGUUAAGAAGGUCAAUAAUA